AUGAAUUCUUCAAAACUGCCAAUACGAACCUGGGAUCUCACCACCUCGGAAAGCACCUACAAAAUUUCCACCGACCCCAACCUCCUAGACCACGACUUCAUCAACAAAGCCUUCGCAUCAGAUCACAUGCCAUGGGCGCAACCAAUGUCUGCGGAAAUUCUCCAAACCCUCCUCGCCAACUCCUUGACUCUUGGCCUCUACCUCGAAAUUCCAAACAUCAAACCUCCAAACAUGUGGGGGCAGAUCGGUAUGGCUCGUUUGGUGACUGAUCACGUCACAGUCGUUUACCUCACAGACAUGUAUAUAGAUCCGGCGCAUCAGCGGAGAGGGCUAGGCCGGUGGAUGGUGAAGUGUAUACGUGAGCAGAUACGGGAGUUUCCUGUGUUUAGAACACUCCUGCUUUUGACGAGUAAUCCUAAAGCGCGGGAGAUGUAUGAGGAGGAAUUGAGUGUGAAGAAUGUUGUGGACAGAAAGGAUGGGGUAAUUUGUAUGACGAGGAGUAGUUAUGAAGAAUACAUGUAG
Messenger RNA from Pseudocercospora fijiensis CIRAD86, 522 nucleotides. RefSeq lists its product as uncharacterized. Gene Ontology annotation, molecular function: acyltransferase activity, transferring groups other than amino-acyl groups. The record is from RefSeq and is a predicted model, not a curated record. Lineage: Eukaryota; Fungi; Ascomycota; Dothideomycetes; Mycosphaerellales; Mycosphaerellaceae. The transcript has 2 exons. The coding region runs from base 1 to 522 and encodes 173 amino acids.